Molecule: messenger RNA, 1288 nt
Organism: Annulohypoxylon maeteangense
Lineage: Eukaryota; Fungi; Ascomycota; Sordariomycetes; Xylariales; Hypoxylaceae
Product: BtrG-like protein
Exons: 5
Coding region: 397-963 (188 amino acids)
Source: RefSeq, a predicted model, not a curated record
UCGGACUCUAGUUCACGAUGGGGAGUCCUAUUAUCGGGCAUAGAAUUAUCAUAGAUACCUGAGGAACAGCCAAAUCUUAACGUUGACGCAUGCAAAAUAGCAAUUAGGAAAACUUUAUAUAAAUUAACGGCCUCUAGUGUCCCUCAUAUAUAAAUUUUAACUCAUCUCUGUUUAUCGUAAUAUUUUCUAGAUCUGUGACAGUGCUUAGGUGCUUAAGCCUUAAGUUUACAAGUUGAAUCUAGGUACCUACCCAUCUACAUCAUCAAGAAUUCCAAAGUUCAAGGUUAUUUUGACAAGCCUUUAUCUUCUGCGCAUACCGACUAGAUACUCGUUUCUCUUAACAGGGACAUAAUUGUUAAAGAUAGAGUAGCUAGAAAACGGUCAUACUUGGAACCGAUGGCGGACAGCACUCAGGCAGCAUUUUUCUAUGGCACACUUAUGGCCCCCGAGGUAUUCUUCACAGUCUGCUAUCGGGGAAUCCCGAAAGAAAACGUUGCUGUGCUGAGAGGUCUCCAUGAUUUCAACCCAGCAAUUCUACAUGGGUUCUGCCGGCGUCGGGUUAAAGGUGUGGAUUACCCAGGCAUUAUACCUGAUGAAGACCAUGAGGUCAGAGGAAUGUAUGUGACGGGUUUAACACCUGCCAAUCUGUAUCAUCUCGACAAGUUCGAGGGCAGCGAGUACGAGCGUCGGAAGGUUAAAGCCCGCUUGCUUUCGAAAGUCGGAGACGAUAAGGGACGGGGUAACGUCGAGGGCGAUGAGGUCGAAUGCGAAGUCUACGUCUUCAACUAUCCUAACGACUUGGAGGAUCGAGAGUGGGAUUUCGAAGAGUUCCGGCAGGAGAAGAUGAAGAAAUGGACGCGAGAAGAUUAUGGGUUCGAAGAUACCGAUCACUUUACACCUCAAGCCGUCGACGAGGAUGAAAAGCAAGCUGCUGUCUGUGAGUUCACGUACCCUUACACUUAGUCGUGGAGUUCCUCAUCUAAUUUGGGAUAGGAAAGAGAUGAAUCUCGAAAUUAGGAUUACGCCAAUGUGGCGAUGUCCUCAUAAUAUUCCGUUUCAUACAUGGAAAUUAUACGAUAGAGAUGCAACGUUGCGAAUAGUGCCUUCUUACCUUCCGACUUAAAACCUAUUGCAGAAGACAUUCAGGUUAUAGUUCCGCUUAGCCAAGGGCUGACCGUUAGAAGCCUGGCCAGAACAUAAUCGCCCCCAAAUCCUAGACACCUAGUAGCCAGGUGAUUUCUAUUGGAGCAACCAUGGAUUUUAGUAGGAAUGAAGAACUUACAUCUCA